GAUCAAUCCCGAGGCUGCUGAGAGACGGUGGCGCGAUUGGGACAGUCGCCAGGGAUGGCUGAGCGUGAAGAUGCAGCGGGUGUCCGGGCUGCUCUCCUGGACGCUGAGCAGAGUCCUGUGGCUCUCCGGCCUCUCUGAGCCGGGAGCUGCCCGGCAGCCCCGGAUCAUGGAAGAGAAAGCGCUAGAAGUUUAUGAUUUGAUUAGAACUAUCCGGGACCCAGAAAAGCCCAAUACUUUAGAAGAACUGGAAGUGGUCUCGGAAAGUUGUGUGGAAGUUCAGGAGAUAAAUGAAGAAGAAUAUCUGGUUAUUAUCAGGUUCACGCCAACAGUACCUCAUUGCUCUUUGGCGACUCUUAUUGUUGGAAAUCUACAUUUCUGAAGGAACCCACUCAACAGAAGAAGACAGUAAGUGAAUGUUGAAACAUAAUUGAAAAACAACUUCAGAUAGUAUUUUAUCUUGGAUACUGGAUUCUUCUGCCAGCCAAGAAUCUACUGGGUUACUUUCAAAAAAGUGCACAAUUGGUUAUUGGCUCUUCCUUCCUAGGUGAGGAAACCUAGGCAUUUCAAAGAAGUAAUUUUUGCAGUGGACUCCGAGUGCACUAGAGCCCACGGAUGUUGACUGGUUUAGGCCAGUGGCUACACAUCUGUAAAGAAUAUCCAGUGCUGGGGACCUUGACUUAUGAGCUCUAAGUAGGCUUCUUUUCUUUGGUGACAGGAUAGAGAGCUGUGUACUUGAAAUUGAAGGUCUAGCAAGUAGAGCUUUAGUGAAUCUUGGGGUAGGUGCUGUCUCUCUGGGUUAGUAUAUUAGAAUGGGAGUGGGGAACCUUUUUUAUAUAGAGGACCUCUGGCCUACAGAGAGAAAUCAAUCAGUAGCUACUUAAAAAUAGCAGAAGUGGGGUUUGGGAAAAGCAAAAAACAAAAUGUUCUGUAUGAUCCCUGUGUUACAUUAAAAACAUAAUUUUAAUGUUUUUAAUCUACAAAUGAUAGAGUGCAAAUAAUGAGAAAUACAUUUAAAAGGCAUGUUGUACUUAAGUUUCAUCACUAAGUAAAUUGAGAAGGUGGGAAAAAAUAGCAGAGGAAUGGAAGAAAGAGCUAAUAGAGGAAGAGCAACAGUGAGAUAGAUACCAAGAAGACUCAGAAAGGCAUACACAGGGCUGGAGAGAGACACACAAAAUCUCCUACAUAAAAGAGAGCUAUAGAGAGGGAAGCCUGCUGCUUCCAGAGGAACAGCCUAUCCAGGAAACUUUUUAGGUACUGUCAUGAAAACUGUUAAAAACCAUGCCCUAUUUAUAGUUCUAGACAUGUAGAUUAUUAUACUCUUUGUGGGCUGAAUUUCUUUAAACCCCACGAGCUGAGGGCUUCUACCUGUAAUUUAGAAAAAUAAGAGUUUAGGUACCCUAAAUCCACUCAGGUUAUCGUUUUGAAAUUCCUUGAAUGAUAGGAUUUUACAGCAGCAAUAGUAUUAAGUCUUAUGAGUCUUGUUUUUCAUUUAGUAAGUAUUUAUUAAGUGCCUUCUAUGUGUGGGUACAGUUCAGCCUUUGAGAUACAUUCCUGCCUUUGUGGAGCCUACAUUGUAGUAGGAAGAAACCAAAUUGAAAGUAUUUUCGCAGGAAUAUGUGUAUGUUUGUGUGUCUUCUACAUGAGACAUUUCAGCGGCAGCCCAGAAAACUCAAUCCACAUUAAGAAUAUAGUCGUCUCUCUUUUGAACUCUUCUAUUAAGAAUGCUGUUAGCUAAUUACAGAAAACAUAAUGGGCCAAUACCUUUAUUAUAUGAAGAUCCAUUCAAACUAAUUUUAAAAAAAGAUCUAGUAGAUUAAUAGAGACAUGAACAGGAAAUUCAUGCAAGAAGAACUAAUAUAUGCACAUGGAAAAUGUUCUAUUUUCCUAUUAGUCAAGGAAAUGCAAAUUAUGACAAUAAUAUUGAGCCGUUUUCCAUCUCCUGUUUUAUGUAUGUAUAUAUGUGUAUUUGUUUUUAUUAAAUAAUACCAGCUAUUGCCCGGGCAUGGUGGUUCACACCUGUAACCCUAGCACUUUGGGAGGCCAAGGCGAGAGAAUGCCUUGAGGGAAGGAGUUUGAGGCCAGGAUUUCAAGACUAGCCUGGGCAACAUGGUGAGACCCUGUCUCUACGAAAAUAUUUGAAAAUUAGCCAGGUGUGGUGGUUCAUGCCUGUGGGAGGCUGAGGUAGGAGGAUCUCUUGAGCCCAGGAGUUGGAGGUUACAGUGAGCUAUGAUUGCACCACUGCACUCCAGCCUGGAUGACAGAGCAGGACCCUGUCUCAAAGAAUAAUAAUAACAAUGAUAAUAAUACCAGGUAUUGUUGCCAAACUGAUAGCUCAUGUAUUGGUGUUGACAAUAUAAACUGGUGAGUAAUUUUAGGAAGUAAAUCAAUGAUAUGAAUCACACCAUAAAAAUAUUCAUACUCUUAAAAAUAAUCCCAUUUUUGAGAAUAUUUCCAAAAAGAAGGCUAUAUGUUUAAAGGUAUUCAUUGUAGCAUAGUCUUCAUAAUUACUUUAGAACACUUAAGACUUUUACCAUGUUAAAUAACCCUGUAGUUUAAAAUAUAGGCUUAUGGGGGAAAAAAUAGCAAUUUUCAAAAUUAUAUUUACUCUGAAUGUAACUGUAUAAAAAUAUGUGUAUGGACAAAGACUGGAAAGAAAAAAAUAGAUGUGGUUAAGUAGUAGAAUUCUAGUAGAUAUUUUUCUCUUAAGUCUGCCUUCUAGAUGGGAAAUUACAUUAUGAGUAAUUAGCCAAAAACAGGUUUAAGUUCUCAAGGAGUUAAAGUUUUUGUUUCAGCAGGCUAAUAAAAAUACUGUCUGGUGCUGUAUAUUGACACAGUUCUUCUGCUAACUUUUGUCUGUGUAUUUUUCAGUCAAUAAGCAGAUAAAUGACAAAGAGCGAGUGGCAGCUGCAAUGGAAAACCCCAACUUACGGGAAAUUGUGGAACAGUGUGUCCUUGAACCUGACUGAUAGCUGUUUUAAGAGCCACUGGCCUGUAAUUGUUUGAUAUAUUUGUUUAAACUCUUUGUAUAAUGUCAGAGACUCAUGUUUAAUACAUAGGUGAUUUGUACCUCAGAGUAUUUUUUAAAGGAUUCUUUCCAAGCGAGAUUUAAUUAUAAGGUAGUACCUAAUUUGUUCAAUGUAUAACAUUCUCAGGAUUUGUAACACUUAAAUGAUCAGACAGAAUAAUAUUUUCUAGUUAUUAUGUGCAAGAUGAGUUGCUAUUUUUCUGAUGCUCAUUCUGAUACAACUAUUUUUCGUGUCAAAUAUCUACUGUGCCCAAAUGUACUCAAUUUAAAUCAUUACUCUGUAAAAUAAAUAAGCAGAUGAUUCUUA
Messenger RNA from Homo sapiens (human), 3332 nucleotides. It is a transcript of the gene CIAO2A, whose product is annotated as cytosolic iron-sulfur assembly component 2A. Bases 71 to 379 code for a protein of 102 amino acids. The transcript is spliced from 3 exons. Lineage: Eukaryota; Metazoa; Chordata; Mammalia; Primates; Hominidae. The record is from RefSeq and is marked validated. Gene Ontology annotation, cellular component: cytoplasm. Gene Ontology annotation, biological process: protein maturation.